Rhopalosiphum padi (bird cherry-oat aphid) is the source of this 1782-nucleotide messenger RNA. RefSeq lists its product as uncharacterized. The record is from RefSeq and is a predicted model, not a curated record. The coding region runs from base 261 to 1160 and encodes 299 amino acids. The transcript has 7 exons. Lineage: Eukaryota; Metazoa; Arthropoda; Insecta; Hemiptera; Aphididae.
CCAUCGUCGCCGCCGCCAUCGUCGUCGUCGACAGCAGCAGUAGCAGUAGCUCUCGGCUGGCAGUGUCGUGUAAGAGCCCAUGCUUGAUCCACGUCUCGUAUAACAAAUCGGUCCGGUACACAUGGUCGUGAUUUACGCACAUCCGACUAGCUGAUCGCUGCUGAGAUUUGAACGCCUUUCCUUCGCCCGUUGGCCUGUUACUUCCGAUAUUUUUGAAUCUACAUUUAUUAUUAUUUUUUCGAUUUUUCGAUGCCCGCCGGAUGACGAUGACGAAGACGACCGCAUCCCGCGGUGGACUGACGAUCACGACUUGGUGGUGUUGGUGGUGUACCGCCGCUCUAAUGCCGUUCGUCAUCGGGAAAAUGCUUCAAUUAUCAACUUUGAGUGUGGAUUUCAUAAGUAUGGCAACAUGCCUCAAAGACGUAUUCAUCGAAGUUCCAAUAGCGAUUAGAGAAGGUAAUACUGCCAUACUGCGAUGUGACUACGACCUAGAACAAGAAGCUUUGUACACGGUCAAAUGGUAUAAAGGCCGUCAGGAGUUUUUUCGUUAUGUGCCUAAAGAAUUGCCGCACACUAGAGUAUUCCCUUUGGCCACCAUAAAUGUAGACGUCAGCGAAUCAGGGCCAAACCAAGUGGUACUGAGACAAGUGACGCCUGAAUUGGAUGGCAAGUACAGAUGUGAAGUUAGUGCAGAUGCGCCAACAUUUCACACAGAAAUUGUAGCUGCUUGGAUGCACGUUGUCCGAACAAUGGAUGGUAAACCAGAGUUAUAUCUUGAAAAGCCCCAGUACUCUCUCGGUGAGAAGUUGAGAGCAAAUUGUUCAUCACCGCCCUCAAAUCCACCUGCAAAUAUCACUUGGUUCAUAAAUGAUAAAGAGUUGGGAAAUGGCCGCAUAAUCAGAAUACCAUCAGUAAGGCCGUCUGGUCAAUUAUUUAAGACUGUCUCGUCAAUUGAAUAUGACGUUUUAAUUGCUGGUAAGCUGAAGGUGAAAUGCCAUAGCGACAUAUACCACGUGAUCGGGUCGGAAACUGAAGUAAUGCUGGAUGAAGAUAAACCAAGACUUGCGUCUAUUCUACAACCACAUGGUCAUUCGGCAGGAUUUAUGUUAUCUCCUUCUUUCAGUAUAACCUUGUGGAUCACAUUUGCGGUUAUAAGGUAACGAGUCCAUCGUAAAAUGGGAAAAAAUGUUCCAUUCGCUCCAUGUAAAAAUAUAGUGUAAAUUAUUUUAAUACAUCAAUAAAGUAUAAAAUGUCGGUCAUCCUCUACUAUUCUAAUGGGUUAUUUCACUAAAAAUGUAUAACAAACGGUGAAACAACAUUUCUGCCAUAAAUAAUUUAAAUGUUCAACUUUAUAUAAAAAAAAAUGCAUUUUUAUUAAAAUCUUACCGAUUUAGUUGCAUAUUUAGUGUAAAAUAUGUGCAUCUUUAAUGUGUAUAUGAAUAUUUCAAUUUGAAAUAGUUUUAAAUAUUGAUUAGUUUGGUCACAAAAUAAUAUACAAAUGUACAAGAAAUAUUUUUAACUGUUGAUGCAUUCAUAACAUCUAUAUUAUUAACAACGAAUCGUUGCCAAUUAUUUUUUCAAAAUUGUAACAAUUUUACUAGAUUUUGAAAUAUAGGUAGGUAUAUAAUAUUGAUGUUCAUUAUGUAUCAAGUGUUAUAUGAUUUAUAUCUGCCGAUUUUAUCUUCUAAAAAUAUCUUUAAAUUUUAAACCAAAAACAAAUUUCAUACCUGCCUAUACAUAUAGUUAAACUCUAUCUUUAUAAUGUACAUAUUAUUUAAGAUA